GGCCUAGCCAGGGAGGGACGCACGUCACUUCCGUUCUGUGGUGGAGAGCGCUGGCGCCGGACGGUGGUGGCGGUUGGUGCGACGGUUGCUGGCAGCCUUCGAGGAACAAUGAGCGACAGCGGGGAGCAGAACUACGGCGAGCGGGAAUCCCGUUCUGCUUCCAGAAGCGGAAGUGCUCAUGGGUCCGGCAAGUCUGCAAGGCACACUCCUGCAAGAUCUCGAUCCAAGGAGGACUCCAGGCGAUCCAGGUCAAAAUCUAGAUCCAGGUCUGAAUCUAGAUCUAGGUCAAGGAGGAGUUCUCGUAGACACUAUACAAGAUCACGCUCUCGUUCCCGCUCUCACAGGAGGUCCAGGAGCAGGUCUUACAGUCGGGAUUAUCGACGACGACACAGUCACAGCCAUUCCCCUAUGUCUACUCGUAGGCGUCAUGUUGGAAACAGGGCAAAUCCUGACCCAAACUGUUGUCUCGGUGUGUUUGGAUUGAGCCUAUACACCACAGAAAGGGACCUGAGAGAAGUGUUCUCCAAGUAUGGCCCAAUUGCUGAUGUUUCCAUUGUGUAUGACCAGCAGUCUCGGCGUUCAAGAGGAUUUGCAUUUGUGUAUUUUGAAAAUGUUGAUGAUGCAAAGGAGGCUAAAGAGCGUGCCAAUGGAAUGGAACUUGAUGGGAGAAGAAUCCGGGUAGAUUUUUCCAUAACAAAAAGGCCUCACACCCCUACACCUGGAAUCUACAUGGGGAGACCAACUUAUGGCAGCUCCCGACGAAGAGAUUACUAUGACAGAGGGUAUGACAGAGGAUAUGAUGAUCGUGAAUAUUACAGCAGAUCUUAUAGAGGAGGUGGUGGAGGAGGAGGAGGAGGAGGAGGAUGGAGAGGUGCCCAAGACAGGGAUCAGAUCUACAGGAGAAGAUCACCAUCCCCAUAUUACAGCCGAGGAGGUUACAGAUCUCGCUCCAGAUCUCGAUCCUAUUCACCUCGUCGCUAUUAAAACAUGAAGUUUAGAGGAAUUUCUAACUACAGCCCUUGAGCUGGGAUCGCAGAUAUGUGGACAAUAUUUUUAUUGUCUAUUCUGUUUAAAAAGCGAGCAGUGCCUAGGGAAUAGGUGACUUUUACACCUUUUAUGAAGACUACUUUUUGGUGAAGUUAAAAUGCUGUUUCAUUCUGCAUAUCUGUGUAGUUUGGUGCUUUGUUCAAAGUUGUGUUUUUGAGAGGAGUAUGUUUUGCAUGUAUUUUUUUAGUCAGAAUUUUGACUGCUGAAAGGUUUCUAUUAUACAAAACUGUUCAUUUAAAGUUUUUUCUACUGAUUCCAGGAUAUUCUGAAGAUCAAACCUGUGUAAAAUGCUUUCAAAUGGUAAAAAAUAAUAAACAGUUUGAUUUUUACUUCCCAAA
Molecule: messenger RNA, 1385 nt
Organism: Mauremys mutica (yellowpond turtle)
Lineage: Eukaryota; Metazoa; Chordata; Testudines; Geoemydidae
Gene: TRA2B
Product: transformer 2 beta homolog
Exons: 9
Coding region: 109-984 (291 amino acids)
Biological process (GO): positive regulation of mRNA splicing, via spliceosome
Cellular component (GO): spliceosomal complex
Molecular function (GO): RNA binding
Source: RefSeq, a predicted model, not a curated record